Molecule: messenger RNA, 2500 nt
Organism: Gasterosteus aculeatus aculeatus (three-spined stickleback)
Lineage: Eukaryota; Metazoa; Chordata; Actinopteri; Perciformes; Gasterosteidae
Gene: uxs1
Product: UDP-glucuronate decarboxylase 1
Biological process (GO): D-xylose metabolic process
Cellular component (GO): cytoplasm
Molecular function (GO): UDP-glucuronate decarboxylase activity; NAD+ binding
Source: RefSeq, a predicted model, not a curated record
GACGACAAAUCGUCCAUCUGCUAGUCCGCUCCCCCACCUGAGAGGAGCAAACUCCGGCAUGUGUGCAUUUGUGCACCGUUAAAAUGAAAAUAUAUAUACUUUUCCCGGUGUUUAUCUGAAUCUAAAUCUGAAGCAGGAUCCAUGCUUGUUGUUUUUUCAGUGACAGCUAUGGACAUAAAAAAACUACGCUUGUCAGUUAAGUAGCUCGCCAGCUAGCCAAAGCUAACUGCUAAUGUGGUGCUAACGGCUAAACAUUUGAUUGCUUGUUUGUUACUUAGGCGUUUGGUUUGGCAACAUGAUACAUUAUCCCUUUCAUCUAAUAUAAUUGUUUGCUUAUUGGAAUUGGAGAAAUGUUGACCAUAGAUACGUUUUCAUAUAAAUUAGUCGCAAGUGUUGCCACAACAGUGUAGCUUGCCGUCUAACCUUAACGUUUGCAAGCUAACAGUUAGCCUGCUAGCCACGUAAACUGCUCCUGCUUGGUGUUGACGUAGCAGGAGCACCUAGUUCGCCUGUCUUGUCAAGCUAGAUCAAAUUGAUAUGAAAUAGAAGCUCUGCCCAAUAAACUUGGACGUCUCGAAGACAUGAACAAUUGUCACCCACAAUGCUUUAGUUGGGCUUGAACGCGUGGCUCGUACGGUUCUGUGUCCUGUUGCAUUGAGCGGAUGAUGAAGCGGGUCAUCUGGUUGAUAUCAGGAUUAAACAGAAGAAUGAUGAAGCUCCUUUUUGCCCUCGCAUUGAUCGCCUACAUUGCCUCUGUCUGGGGAACAUAUACAAACAUGAGAUCAAUACAAGAACACGGAGAAAUGAAGAUUGAGCAGAGAAUUGAUGAAGCCGUGGCUCCUCUCAGAGAGAAGAUUCGGGAUCUGGAACAAAGUUUUUCUCAGAAAUACCCACCAGUGAAAUUCCUGUCAGAAAAGGAUCGGAAGAGGAUUUUGAUCACUGGUGGUGCUGGUUUUGUGGGUUCCCACCUGACUGACAAGCUGAUGAUGGAUGGCCACGAGGUGACCGUGGUGGACAACUUCUUCACUGGAAGGAAAAGGAAUGUGGAGCACUGGAUUGGCCACGAAAACUUUGAGCUCAUUAAUCACGAUGUGGUGGAGCCUCUCUAUAUCGAGGUGGACCAGAUCUACCACCUGGCGUCUCCAGCCUCACCACCCAACUACAUGUACAAUCCCAUCAAAACACUCAAGACCAACACCAUUGGCACUCUUAACAUGCUUGGUUUGGCCAAACGCGUGGGCGCCAGACUGCUCCUGGCUUCCACUUCUGAAGUUUAUGGAGACCCAGAGGUUCACCCACAGAACGAGGAGUACUGGGGGCACGUGAAUCCGAUUGGCCCUCGUGCGUGCUACGACGAGGGGAAGCGUGUAGCCGAGACCAUGUGUUACGCCUACAUGAAACAGGAAGGAGUGGAGGUGAGAGUGGCCAGAAUCUUCAACACGUUUGGCUCCCGAAUGCACAUGAACGACGGACGAGUCGUCAGCAACUUCAUCCUGCAGGCGCUGCAGGGAGAACCUCUCACCGUGUACGGUUCUGGUGCCCAAACAAGAGCCUUUCAAUACGUAAGUGACCUGGUGAAUGGCCUCGUGUUGCUGAUGAACAGUAACAUCAGCAGUCCAGUCAACCUGGGGAACCCGGAGGAACACACCAUCUUGGAGUUUGCUCGUCUCAUCAAAAGUCUCGUCGUGAGCCGAAGUCAGAUCCAGUUCCUUCCAGAGGCCCAGGACGACCCACAGAGAAGACGACCUGAUAUUCGAAAAGCCAAGAUGCUGCUCGGCUGGGAGCCGGUGGUGCCCCUGGAGGAGGGCCUGAACAAAACGAUCCAGUACUUCAGCCGGGAACUCGAGCACCAGGCCAACAACCAGUACAUCCCCAAACCGAAGGCCGCCCGCAUGAAGAAAGGACGACCCAGACACAACUGAGGUCGGGGUUUUUUUUUCCACCGCUCACUCUCCCGAAACACGGAAGGAUGAUCAGACUCCUCGGAGGAGCCUUGCAGAGCAGCUCUGUGACGUGCGCUGCUGAGUGGAGCACUCUUGGCUGUGAGGUCGCUUAUUUCCUGUUUGAAGCAGAGACACUUUCUCUUGAAGUGUUGUGUUGGCGCUGCACUGCGGGAAAAGGACUUUCCAUACCGGAGCUUUCGCGUUGGAUGGACAGACUUGAAUCUAAAGAUAAAUAUAUGAGGCAAGAAAUCCUACCAUUUCUUUUUCGUUGUGAAAUUGUGCUUUUGUUAUUUAAAUGACAGAUGUGAGAAUGUGGGAAACGGCUCACACUGCAUCAGUGCUUUUUGUUUUAUUUUUUAAAUCAGUUUCAGGGUCUUUUGUCUCCAGAGAUUUAGAGACUUUGUUUUUCCACUGGAUGUUUCUUGGCGUCAGCCAGGCCGUUAAUGUCAACAUUACAUGUUUGUCAGAAUGUCAUCCUGUUCUGAUUGGUGAAAACUCAUGCCAGGAUGUGCGUUAUCAAUAUAAGAUGCUAUUUUAAUAAAAUAUUUCAAAUAUGA